UCUGCGUAUUCUCAUACUCUCUCCAGCACUGAGAGCAGUAGCUUACUGUUGCUGCACAGUAAGGCAGAAUCUCCAUCCAACUUGGGGAUUUGAGAAGCAGUCAUCAACCUUAUCCAUUUAAACCUUAAGCGUGGUGGAUUUUUUCACCAGCAGUUUUACAUGCCGUACAGCCUCAGUGUCUCUGAUCCUCUUUACCAGUCAACUACAAAGACAGAGGUGCCCUGGAGAGGAAAAGGGGCUUCGCUCUCUGGAUAAGAAAUGGACGUGGAUCGUGGAUUUUAUCGACAGGUGGAUGUCCAGGACCACGCUCACUACAUCGUUGCCUUCUUUGUCUUGGUUAUUGGAACAGUGGGUGUUUCUGGCAAUGCCUUGGUCAUGUAUGCCUUUUUCUGUAACAAGAAGCUACGGACUCCCCCCAACUAUUUCAUCAUGAACCUGGCAAUCAGUGACUUCCUCAUGGCAAUUACACAGUCACCUAUCUUCUUUGUUAACUCCCUUUACAAAGGGUGGAUUUUUGGUGAAACAGGCUGUAAAAUGUAUGCCUUUUGUGGAGCUUUAUUCGGAAUCACUUCCAUGAUAAACCUUCUGGCCAUCUCUUUAGACCGCUACAUUGUCAUCACCAAGCCUCUGCAGGCCAUUCGGUGGACCUCCAAACGACGCACUUGCCUCAUUAUCGCCCUGGUCUGGCUGUACUCACUAGCUUGGAGUCUUGCACCACUUUUGGGGUGGAGUUCAUAUAUCCCAGAGGGCCUGAUGACCUCAUGCACAUGGGAUUACGUGACAUCUACUCCUGCCAACAAAAGUUAUACUUUGAUGUUAUGCUGCUUUGUAUUCUUCAUCCCUCUGGGCAUUAUAUCCUACUGUUAUCUGUGCAUGUUCCUGGCAAUCCGCCAAGCAAGCAGAGAUGUGGAGAAGUUGGGGUCCCAGGUGAGGAAGUCGACCCUGAUCCAGCAGCAGUCCAUCAAGACUGAAUGGAAGCUGGCCAAGAUUGCCUUUGUGGUCAUCAUAGUAUUUGUUCUUUCCUGGUCGCCCUAUGCAUGCGUCACUCUCAUCGCCUGGGCUGGAUAUGCAAGCCUCCUCAAUCCCUAUUCCAAAGCGGUCCCUGCUGUUAUAGCCAAGGCCUCGGCCAUCUACAACCCUUUUAUCUAUGCCAUUAUUCACUCGAAAUACAGAGACACCCUGGCAGAAAAAGUUCCAUGUCUGCACUUCCUGUCCCAAGCCCCCAAGAGGGACUGCAUAUCAGUGUCACACAGCGAGUCCUCCUUCAGGGACUCAAUGCUGAGCAGACAGUCAUCAAUUUCCAAAACCAAGUUUCACAGAGUUUCCUCUAUGUCUACAACAGACACAUUGUGGAGUGAUGUGGAGCUGGACCCUAUGGGCCAUUGUCUGAGAUCCAGCUAUUCCCUUGGAACUCUGAGGGACAAAGAGUACAACUCAUUGGCCAAGCAGACCAAGGGAAAGAGAAGCCAUAGCCAGGAACAGACUCCCAUCCCAGAGCCAGGCUCACUGAACAGUUGUGACCACAACCUAUCGCCUGUGCCAGUAAUGCUCUCAGCCUGGGGGAGGAGAAUGAAGGACAAUCCUGACAACUGGAAUGAAAAGAAGAAACAGGACGAUGAGCAAAAGAAAGAGGGCGAACAUGAACAGAGGGAGGAACAGCAAGCAGAGAAGAAGAGAGAUGAGAAGGAUUCGCAUGUCCUCUUCCAGCCUGAUUGUCUGGAUAAUAUUGUACGUGUGCACUCCCAAGCAAUCAUCAGACCUUGCUCAACAAAAGGCCUUCAGGACCACAGCUAUUGUGAGGAACAACAAAGAACGCAGAGCAGACAGAGAGAGCUGUUGCUUGAUUUACAGACUCUGGACUGUUCUGCUCAAAGAUUUCUCUCUCCAACACCAGGAAGCUAAAUGUUAAAUAUGUUUAUUUAUCUAUACGGCUAUGUGCUACUGUGACAUGGCAGAGUAAACUGAUUUUUUUUUGUAUGUUAGAUAAUCUUCUCAAGAAGCUGUUAAAACUUUAAUUUCAACUGUUUUGCCAUGAAGUGUAACCAAAUACAUUUGUUUCUAGGUUUUUGUGCAACUGUACGAAAUAACGUACCCUUGUUUUUGUUAAAUCUUGAAUGUGUGUUGUUUAAAAGGAUCUAUUUGGAGAAAUGGGAUAUAAUAUUCAUAGGUGUGUUUUCAUUAGUGUACAAUCACCUGAUCAUAAAAAUUGUUGUGUCUUUGUUACCUUAGAAUGAGAUGUUUUUAUCUACAGAGGGAGCGGUACUUCUGCUAUGGAGGCUGCCAUGUCGAACCGCCAUGUUUCUACAGUAGCCCAGAAUGCACAAACCAAACACUGGCCUCAGAUAGGGCCUUUUCUUUGCGGCCACCAUGUUUUUUCCUACGCGCUCGCUAAUCAGUUGAGUGCAUUCUGCAAAUUAACCACUAGAUAUCACAAAAUAUUACACGUUGGUCCUUUUAAAGGCAAGUUCUCAGUAGUAACACUAUGACAAUUAAAUCAAUUAAAUAUACCAAAAAUGUAAAGGACCUUUAGAAAUUGAGUUCAAAACAGUAUGUGCUUUUGUCAAAAAAGCCAAAAAUCAACUGUAUAUUAAUAACAAUUAAAGAUCAACCAGAUGUAUUAUUAGCUUGUUGUUUAAAGGCCAAAGACACUCGUUUUUGGAAGGUUUCUUAUGUAUUCUUUGAGGAACCUGAUUUCAUACAAUUGUUUACUUUGCAACUAAGACUUGCUACCAACCUGGUCAUUUAAAUGCCCAAUGAGAGGAUUUGGUUACUCUUUCAUGUGAAAGCCACAGCAGAACUCAUUAUCAUAAUCAGUACGAUGUUUUGUAAGUUACUGACAUUAUGCACUGAGUUCAGGAACUUGCGUUAUACAAUCUAAGACAUUCAAUUCAGCUUCAUUGGAAACAUAUAACAUAUUUGCUGGCAAGUCAUAAAGACACUCAACACUCUCAAUUUAUCAUAUAAAUCACCUGAUCAUUGUCAUCAUUUGUAUGAAUUAUAAUUUUAUAAAAAGGAGUAAUGCUGCGUGUUCUCAGGAACUUUAUUGGCACAGCAGUAAUCACUGAACCAUUUACUUCUUGAAUAUGCAGUAUUUGUUGUCCUCGGUGCUACUGUUCAUCUUUUCAUGUGUUUAUUUGUG
This is a messenger RNA of Dicentrarchus labrax (European seabass), 3139 nucleotides long. RefSeq names its product opsin 4xa (gene opn4xa). Bases 259 to 1902 code for a protein of 547 amino acids. Gene Ontology annotation, biological process: visual perception; G protein-coupled receptor signaling pathway. The record is from RefSeq and is a predicted model, not a curated record. Gene Ontology annotation, cellular component: membrane. Lineage: Eukaryota; Metazoa; Chordata; Actinopteri; Moronidae. The transcript is spliced from 10 exons. Gene Ontology annotation, molecular function: G protein-coupled receptor activity.